AUUGGUCAAACUGCGAAAGCCGGGACGUGACAACUUAAUUUGUUGUCAAGGGUAUUUGUAAUUGUUGAAAUAUGCAUCAGUGCUCUCAUAAAAGAAAUUCUUGAGGGUAACAGAAGAAACGAAGGCACAAUGCUCUGAUGAUACUUCAAAGAUUGAAGUAUGCGAAUCAGUUUCAGAAAGAUAAGAGCGCGAAGCCACUACGUCAUUUAAUAUCUGGGAGUAGCUUGGAGACAGCCUGAUAGUCGCAAUUCCGACUACUUGAAUCGGAUCUUGGUAUGAGGGUCCGGUGCUAAGCUGGAAAUAUUCGGGGCUUGAGGGAAGCACCUUCUUUACCCGAGAAACAGCUUUGCCAAGGGACUGAGGACGUUUAUAUGAUCCUAACUGGGAAAUACAGAAUAUCUCUUCAAGUAUGUCUUCAUUAUCUGUUGAAGAUAUCAAAACAACGGGGACAAGUUUGUCCCCAGAGGAUGAGGUCAUGAAGGAACUGGAGUGCCCAGUAUGCCUUGAUUUCAUGUAUGAGAAUAUACGUAUGUGUGAAGCUGGACACAACAUAUGUUUUGGAUGUUCUGACAAGCUAAACACAUGUCCCCUUUGUAGAAAGAAUAUGCUUGUAGGGACGCGAAAUAGAGCACUGGAGAAAAUGGCAUCACGAAUGACUUUCCCAUGUCGAUACCACACUGCAGGAUGCUCUGAAAGCUAUCCUGCAACUCUGUUAAGUCAGCAUUUGCUGGUGUGCCCUCGUCGUCCUUACUCUUGUGCAGUAGAUGCUGCAAAUUGCAAUUGGAAAGGUCAACUGCAUCAGAUGGUUUCACAUUUACAAGAGGAACACCAUGAGCAGCUCUGGGCAGAACAGAGUGUGACAUUUGUGUACACAAAAUUUGAUGGUACAAAUAUGGAUGUGCUGCAUGUGCUGGGAGGAGAAAUGUUUCUUAUCCAUCGUCGCAUUGAUACAACCAAACAGUUGUUUUAUGCAACAGUCCAGUAUUUGGGUCGAGAAGAAAAUGCAAAGCAGUUCAAGUAUACAGUGAGGAUUUUUCGCCUUGAUGGAAGAAAAAGUGUGUCCUAUCAAGAUAUGACAUUUCCUGACACACAGAAUGUCGACACUAUACUUGAAUCUGCCAAUUGUGCUUGCUGGUGUAUGGACUUUGUGCGAAGUUUCAUAACAAAUGGUGAACUGUGGUGUACAGUUGAAGUUUCCUAUUUGUAAGGUUCAUGUGAUUCUGACUACAUAGUAAAGUAACUCAGUCUUUAAAAAAUUAACAAAAGAAAGUUCUACUACCUUUGUUAACGUUAAGCUAGGGUGUUUGAGAAUAGAGCCAGCUAAAAGACUAAGUAUAAUAUGUAUUGUAAUUAAAAGAGCUGUGUUCUAUAUGGUAUUUCUGUAUGUUGUAUAUGAAUGAUUUUCUUAUGCAUUUGUUAUUACUUGAGUUGUCUCACCAAUACAUUUCUGUCAUGUUGCAAGGACCAGAAAAUUUAUAGCAUUUGAUGCUGAAUUCUAUAUUAUAUGUGGCUCAAAGCCAUCUGUUGAUUAAGAAUGUGUGUUAUUUUCUUGAGGCAGUAUUUCUAUAUUGAAACUGUUGUAAAUAUAGAUGGAUGUUCAAGCUGAACACAAAGUAUUAAUGUUGUGACUGAAUAUUUUGGAAUAAAUAUAUUUUAUGUAA
Schistocerca americana (American grasshopper) is the source of this 1661-nucleotide messenger RNA. Its product is annotated as E3 ubiquitin-protein ligase sina-like. The transcript is spliced from 7 exons. The record is from RefSeq and is a predicted model, not a curated record. Gene Ontology annotation, biological process: proteasome-mediated ubiquitin-dependent protein catabolic process; multicellular organism development. Bases 410 to 1207 code for a protein of 265 amino acids. Gene Ontology annotation, cellular component: cytoplasm. Lineage: Eukaryota; Metazoa; Arthropoda; Insecta; Orthoptera; Acrididae. Gene Ontology annotation, molecular function: ubiquitin protein ligase activity; zinc ion binding; ubiquitin conjugating enzyme binding.